This is a messenger RNA of Monomorium pharaonis (pharaoh ant), 1936 nucleotides long. RefSeq lists its product as uncharacterized. The coding region runs from base 513 to 1805 and encodes 430 amino acids. Lineage: Eukaryota; Metazoa; Arthropoda; Insecta; Hymenoptera; Formicidae. The transcript has a single exon. The record is from RefSeq and is a predicted model, not a curated record.
GGGCAUUUUCCAGCAUGCGACACAGAGAACACAGUGUAACAUAGUAAAGUUGCUUUUCUUUUAAGGAACACAAUUGACACAAGCAUCGUUCUAUCUUUUUUUAUGUUCAAUGAGUAAUAAAGAUAGAACAAUACUUGUGUCGAUUGUGUUCCCUUAAAGAAAAGCAGUCAAAAUUAUUUUAUCCUUGUUGUUUAUCAAUGUUAAACAAGGAUGAGAUUUAUUGUGUUACACUGUGUUCUUCUGUGUUGCUUGCUGGAAAACACCCAUUUUCAUGUAAAAGUUUGUUGUCAUUUUUCUGGACUUAGAAGGGCAUGAAACACAAAUCUUUCUGAAACAUGGCUUUUUUGACUAUUUGAUGUGUUACUGUCAUAAUUUUUAUGAUGGUUUAGUAAUCUAGGAUUAAAAACUAUUAUAGUAUAAAAUAAAUAAUAAGUUUUAUUUAUAAUUUAUCUAAUUCUCUUUUAACAAAUUUGAAAAUUACAAAAUUAAAAUAAUUUUUAUUAAAGGAAGUUAUGGAGAAACAUAGUAAAAAGCGUAAACGCUUUAAUGAAAUGUCAACUAGACAUUUAAGAAGACUCAUAAAUAAUGAAAUAGAUUCAUUAGAAUAUAAAAAUGAACAUAAUGAUGAAGAAACUUAUACAUUGCCAAAUAUGGAUACCAAUACUUUUGAUUUAAAUGAACACAUAAAUGAGUUUGAUAAUGAUACAUACAAUGAAGUUAGAAAUGACAAUGCAAACAUAUUACAUGGAUCGUAUGAAAUGAAUAAUAGUUCAGAAAUUAAUACACCUAAUUUAAAUGAAUCAAAUCAUUUAAAUCAUUUAAUUAAUCUAAAUAUUGUUCAGAAUGUCGAAGAAAAUAGAAACUUUAAAUGUUUAUUACAAAACUGGGCUAUAACUAAUAACAUUAAUCAUGGUGCAUUAUGUGGUCUUCUUACAAUUCUUCGUACUCAUGAAUGCUUUACUAAUUUGCCAAAAGAUCCUAGAACUUUAUUGCAUACACCAAAAUACAGUGAAAUUACAACUGUCAUACUUGGUUUAUAUUCUCAUUUUGGAGUUCGUGUUGCAUUAGAAAAAUAUAUUAAUAAAUAUAAUCACAGAUUUCAUAAUGCGCACUCAAUAAACUUAGGAAUUAACAUUGAUGGAUUACCGCUAUCAAAGUCUUCAACAUCAUCAUUGUGGCCAAUUUUAGGUUGUGUUUUGCCAUAUAAAGAAAUUUUUAUAAUUGGUGCAUAUUAUGGAUCUAAGAAACCAGAAAAUUGCAAUGAAUUUUUACAAGAUUUUGUUGAAGAAAUGAUUGACUUGAUAAACAAUGGAAUUUUUCUGAGUGAGAAAUUAUACAAUAUCAAAAUAAAACAAAUUUUAUGUGACGCUCCAGCAAAAUCUUUUAUAUUAAAUAUAAAAGGUCACAGUGGAUACUUUAGUUGUACAAAAUGUAAAAUUGAAGGCGAAUACAGAAAUAGACGUAUUUGUUUUGCAGAUAUGAACUCUGCGAAAAGAACAAAUAAUGAUUUUUUAAAUGAAACUGAUGAAAAUUAUCAUUUAGGUUUUACCAAUUUAAAAUACAUACCGCAAUUACAUUUUAUAGAAAAUAUCCCUUUUGAUUACAUGCACUUACUUUGCCUUGGAAUUAUGAGAAAAUGUUUGUAUAUGUGGACAACAGAUGAUUUAAAAUUUCGUUUGCAACAUUACAAAUGUCAAAUGUUAUCAAACAAUUUAGAAAAAAUUAAACAUGCAAUUCCAGUUGAAUUUGCUAGAAAACCGAGAUCUUUGAAUUAUCUAAAAUCUAAAACAAUGGAAAGCAACUGAAUAUAGACAAAUAUUAUUAUACACAGGUCCUAUUGUUCUUGAAAGAAUACUUCCAAAUAAUUUAUAUUAUCAUUUUCUAACAAUUCACGUUGCUACUAGAAUAUUAUGCUGUGAAAGUUUAUGUAAAAAUU